Molecule: messenger RNA, 9236 nt
Organism: Motacilla alba alba
Lineage: Eukaryota; Metazoa; Chordata; Aves; Passeriformes; Motacillidae
Gene: HIVEP3
Product: HIVEP zinc finger 3
Biological process (GO): regulation of transcription by RNA polymerase II
Cellular component (GO): nucleus
Molecular function (GO): RNA polymerase II cis-regulatory region sequence-specific DNA binding; DNA-binding transcription factor activity, RNA polymerase II-specific
Source: RefSeq, a predicted model, not a curated record
CCUCGACUCAUAGUGGGAAAAGACAAGAGAGGCUUUGGCUGGCUUUGGAUCCAGAAAACAGCUGCUGAUUAGAGUCUGCGUCUUCGGGCUGAAUUUAUUACAUAUUUUUCAGCAGCAGGGAUUCUAGGAGGAAGCUUCCGUUUGGGUUUCAUGAUCGUGGUUUAUUUUUAUUCAGAGGAAUAACAGAGGAAGGAUUUGUUCCGGCUGGAGCAUGCUCACAACCUGCAAGACCUCCCAUUAUUAAACUGCCUACUUUGGGCUUUAAUAUCCAUGUGGUAUUUUUUUGAUUUUUAUUAGCAUUAUUAUUAUUUGGCAGCGUGCAUCUGUCUAUUUUUAAAAUUUUUUUAAUAAUUUAUUCGGAGAGGAAGCUGAUCUCGCAAUGAGCUUUCUCCUUCCUUACUUGAAACAGGUGCUAAUGAAAGAAUGCAAAUAGCACCGGCUGAGCCGAACAUUUCAUAAAGAAGGGAACAGCCACCGACCCCAGCCGCUCCGGGAUCUGCCCGCUGGCCCCCGGCAAAGGCGCCCUUUUCCUAUGAACACCUGAGUCUCCUCCUCCUCUCAGAGGAUGCACCUGUAGCAGCUUUCCCACAGCGCGGCAGAAGAUCCCCCUGGAGCCGCGGGGUCCAGCCUGGCGCCGGCAGAGCCAUGGGAGAGCCGCGGCUGCCGCGCGGGGGGCGAGUGCAGACCAUUUCUACAAUUUACCAAGACCAUUUUGACUCUUAAUCCUGGCCUCUGAAGCACCUGCAGCCUGUCCCAGCCUGGAAUCUGCAGCAAUUUUAAAAUGUGGGAAAUACUUUUCCAAGGCUUUUGAACUCCAAAGUGGAACAGAAGGAAGACACAGGGGGACAUCCACCGUUCAGUGUUAUUUUCUUUGCACAGGAGAGAGAGAGAGAGAAAAAAAAGAGGAUCUUUCUGAGAUGAGCACUAAAGUCUCAAGUUUUCAAAGGUUUGCAUAACAAACAAGAGACACAUUGUGGGUUGCAUCUUGACUUUGAAGGCUUGCCACUGUCAACUGAAAUAAAAUGGCAAGGUUUAAAGCCUUAACCAAGUUCACAAGGAAAAUAUUUGGACUGAAAGUUUUGGAAAGUUUUCUCUCUUUGAAGUAGUUUGUCAUGUGUUACCAAUGUGAACUUUAUUGACCUUGAAACUUUUUUUUGAAUCAAAUAGCAACUAGUGACACUUUAGUAAAAUCUUAAAUCAACAACCAUCUCCUGGCGGCUCCAGCUUCGUAGCAAAUGCAGGCAAAACAGGGAAUCUACAGAGGAGACCUUUAUUAUUCCUAAAUGAAGCCUGCCAAAACCUUCCCGAAAUAGCAUUCAAAGACCCUUUUAAGGUCAUGGAUCCUGAACAAAGCCAGAAGAGCACAAAAAAGGCUGAGGAAAGUCCAAGAAAGAGGCUUCCCAAAGGAGAGGCUUUCCAAGGCAGUAUUUCAUCCCCAACUACGUACCAGAGCAGCUCUGCUCCUUCCCAAGGAACCCCUCUCCGAGAUAUCAUCUCGCAGCAGCACUUUUCCGGCUCUUUGCCCGUUCCACGAGAGGAGCCUCAGGAGAAGCCUGGCCACCAGAAACAACCCAAGCCCUCCUCCUUUGACCACCCCGCCCACGUCCCGCAGCUUCAGCAGCACGCACUGGCACCAGCAUUUAUGCCCCCGGGGAAGCCGGAGCAUGUCCUGGAAGGUCCCACAUGGCAGCUAGUUGAUCCAGUCAGGCCAGGGCCCUCUGGCUCCUUCCCGUCCCCGGGGCUGCACGCCCACCACGGCCAGCUCCUCCCGUCCCACUCGCCCAUCAUUCCCGCAGAGGACAUGCCGGCCGUGCAGAAGGUCUAUCCCCGCCCCACCCAGGUGUCCCUGAAGCAAGCUGAGGAGGUGCACAAGAAGGAGAAGAAGCCUCAGAAGCCGGGCAAGUACAUCUGCCAGUACUGCAGCAGGCCCUGCGCCAAGCCCAGCGUGCUCCAGAAACACAUCAGGUCCCACACGGGGGAGAGGCCCUACCCUUGCAUUCCAUGCGGCUUCUCCUUCAAGACAAAGAGCAAUUUGUACAAACACAGGAAGUCCCAUGCUCACCGGAUUAAAGCUGGGCUGGCCUCAGGGAUUGGAGCAGAGAUGUACCCAUCGAGCCUGGAGAUGGAACGGAUUGGUGGGGAGGACUUCGAGGAGCCGACAGAAGGGGAAAGCACGGACUCGGAGGAGGAGACGGCAGCGAUGUCGGGUCACGCCGUGGAGUUGUCGCCCAGGCAGAAGCACACCCUGCUCUCCAGCAGCAUGCUGAGUGCGGGGAGCCAAGGCUCCAGCCAUGACCGCUGUUCAUUGUCCCAUUCCAGCAUGUCCCAAUCCCUCGAGGACAGUUCCCAGUUCGUGGAGCCGUCGUCAGAGCACGCCCUGAGCCAUAAGUCUGAGGACACCCACACCAUCAAGCAGAAGCUGGCGCUGCGCCUGAGCGAGCGCAAGAAGGUGAUCGACGAGCAGGCAUUCCUGAGCCCCGGCAGCAAAGGCAGCACGGAGUCCGGCUACUUCUCCAGAUCUGAGAGUGCGGAGCAGCAGAUCAGCCCUCCCAACACCAAUGCCAAAUCUUACGCCGAGAUCAUCUUCGGGAAGUGUGGGAGGAUUGGGCAGAGGACGGCGGCACUGGCUGCAAACACAACCCAGGGGUUCCCACACCUGUCCGGCGACGAGAAGCCCAGCAUGGUCCCGUUGUCUGUGCCUAGAACACAGGUGAUUGAACACAUCACUAAGCUAAUUACCAUUAACGAAGCUGUUGUGGAUACCAGUGAAAUUGACAGUGUGAAGCCCAGAAGAAGCUCUCUUUCAAGGCGUAGCAGCAUUGAAUCCCCAAAGUCUGGUGCGUACAGAGAACCAUUUCAGUUCGAUAUCAAGUCUGGUUCCAGCAGCCAGCUGGAUGCAGUGAAAGUGUUGGCAUCCCACGGUGAAAAAAUGAAGCCCGAACAAUCAUUGUUGUCACUUCAGCAAUCCCACAGUGCCACAGAGACAGUGCCUCUCCUAAGAAGCCACUCAAUGCCUUCUGCUGCAUGCACUAUAAGCUCCCCACACACCUUUAGAGGUAGCUACUCAUUCGAUGAUCAUAUCAUGGAGCCGGAAGUCUUAAGCCGCAGCCAAGCGUUUUCCUCCCACCCUCGAAUGCUAAAACGCCAACCAGCUAUCGAGCUGCCCUUGGGAGUGGAAUACGUCUCGGAGGAGGUCGGCUCUGCCAGCAAAGAAAGCGUUCCCAAACCUCCCGAGGAGCCUGAAACCAAGGAAAGCGAUCUUACCAAAAAGUCCCGCAAGGGCCCGAAGGCAAAAGGGUUCAUGUACGAGUGCAACGUGUGCGGCGCUCGCUACAAGAAAAGGGACAACUACGAGGCCCACAAGAAGUACUACUGCUCAGAACUGCAGCUCUCCAAGCCCCGCUCUGCCACCUCCCACACCUCCUCAGAGCCAGAGAAGAGCGCGGCGGAUCCCGAGGUGUGGCCCCAGAUGAUGCAUUACAAGCUGGGCAGCACCUUGGAGCUCACCCCGCUGCGGAAGAGGCGGAAGGAGAAGAGCCUCGGGGAUGACGAGGAACCUCCAUCUUUCGAAGUAUCUGACACCCCCUCCUCCAGCACCGGCCCAGGCACUCAGUUUGCAAACCUGGCCUCGUCUGAGGUGGCUCUAAACUUGACCCGUGAAUCAAUGAAGUCACCAGCAGACUCGGGAAAAUCCGCACCUUCCGAGGCCAGUGCCAGCUUCCAUUCCAGGAACACCAAACCAGCUUCAAGCACGGAGGGCAAGGAGAGAACAACCUCCAAGGAGAUCUCUGUCAUCCAGCACACGAGCUCCUUUGAGAAGUCAGACUCCAUCGAGCAGCCCAGCAGCUUAGAAGAGGACAAGCCCCUGUCCCAGUUUCCAUCUCAGCCCACGCCCCAGCACAGCCGCCCCCCUCACUCUCUGCAGCCCAGGCUGGUCCGCCAGCCCAACAUCCAGGUCCCUGAGAUUCUGGUCACAGAAGAGCCAGACAGACCAGAAACAGAGCCAGAACCUCCUCCGAAGGAGCCAGAGAAAACCGAGGAGUUCCAGUGGCCUCAGAGGAGCCAGACUCUUUCCCAGCUCCCUGCGGAGAAACUCCCACCCAAGAAGAAGCGGCUCCGGUUGGCAGAAAUGGCCCAGUCCUCCGGGGAGUCCAGCUUUGAGUCCGUCUCUCUCACCCGGAGCCCCAGUCAGGAGAGCAGCCUAUCCCACGGCUCCAGCCACUCCGUCUCCUUUGACCGGGAUGACCACACCAAGCCAGAGUCAAGUAGCCAGUCUUCUGAAUCCCACCCAAAACCUCCUGGUAUUGGUUCCCAUAUGCUGAUGGUCCCCAGCCACCAUCACCAUUCCAGGGAAAUGCGGAGAUCUGCUUCCGAGCAGACGCCCAACGUGUCCCACCCUUCCCAGAUGUCAGAGACUCGCAGCAAAUCCUUUGACUAUGGGAGCUUGUCGUCCACUCCUGCCUCCACCCCUGGCCCCUCCACCUCCUCGGCCCCCCAGGAGAGGAGGAAAUGCUUCCUGGUGCGGCAGGCAUCCCUCACCAGGCACCCCGAGCACGAGCCAGACCCGGCCCCGCUUGGCUGGCCGGACACAGAGGACCCAGCUCCUUCUUCAAGUAAAUCUCCUGCCACGAGUUUGCCCCAUCAGCCGACCACGACCUCCCCUUUGCCCUCUCACGGCACCUACCCGAGUGACAAGAGCCAGCCAAAGGACAGCCCCGAGCCAUCCUACAGCCCGCCAUACACAGAGGCUCUGCAGGUGUUCCACCACCCCGUGCCACAGCUGACGCUGCAUGAGAAGCACUUCAUGGCCCCUCAGGUUUCCAUAUUCCCCUACCAGCAUCUCCUGCCACAGCCGGGGCAGUCUGCAGAGCUCUUCGCUGCACACACCAUGUCUGACAUCCUCUCUGCCCAGUUCUCCAUGCCUCAGAUCCCUCCCUCCAUAUUCCAGACCCCGCCGCUGCCCCUCCCGCAAACGCUCAUCCACCCGGGCCCGCUGCACAUCGCUCCUCCCUUGAUGUCUCACCCCGCUGAGGUGUCCUUCAGGCACCCUUCGUUCCUGCCCGUGCACUACCCCGGCUCCUCCCCGAUCCCCUCAGCCUUCUUCCUGCCUCUCCAGUCGCAGUUUGCCCUCCACUUGCCAGGUGAUGCUGGUGGACAUUUGCCACAGAUCAAAUCCAGUUUGUUCUCGGCAGCAGGAAGCUCCAGCCUGUCCCCGUGCACGGAUUAUGACUCGGAUAGCAGGUUGCACCCUCUGACCUGCACGGCGAGUCCCACGCUGUCUGUCACCGUGACCCAGCUUGUUGUCCCCACCCGGACAGAGCCCAUGGUGUCCCUGGUUGUCCCCGUUCGCAUCCAGACCAACAUGCCCUCCUACGGCAGCGCCAUGUACACCACGCUCUCCCAGAUCCUGGUCACGCAGUCCCAGUGCAGCUCCUCCACCAUUGUCCUCCCCAAAUUCGAUGACCGCCAGCCCAAGGGCGCCCUGGUGUGCAGCGCUGAUGUCCACGGGCUGGGUUUUGAUCUGGCCCAGAUGAUCACAGAGGAGCAGAGAAGCCUUUUCCAGAGCCCAUACCUGAGAGUGCCCCUGCCCUUACCAGAAAGAAAGGGCUACAUGCCCCUCACCUGUCCCUCAGACAGUGUCCUCGGCCUGGAAGGGGGCCCCUCCACAGUUGGGGGGAGCAAAAGGAUGCUGUCCCCAGCCGGCAGUUUGGAGCUGACGAUGGAGACACAGCAGCAGAAGAGAGUGAAGGAGGAGGAAGUGUCUGAAGCAGAAGAGAAGCUGGAAGUGGUGAAGCCACCCAGUGCAAUAGAGGAAGGGAAAAAGCAGGAUAAAUCUCACUUCCUUGCAGAAAGCCAAGACAGGGUGGAGGUUGAGACACCACCCAGCGUGUCCGUGGAGCAGUCAGAGCCAAAGGAAACCCCGAGCAGUUCCCAGCAGGCAGUGUCCCGGUCGGGUUCCCCGAGCUUUGAGGAGCUGCAAGAGUACGAGCAGCCAGCUGGCAAACAGUUCCUCAGCCAGGAGCCUCUGCAGCCCGUCAAGAAGGAAGACUCCAAAGAACCGGUGGAGCAGCCUCCACUAGCCCCUGCCAGCACUGCCCCCAUGCCCGAGGGUGCCGCCAGCGCGGGGAAGGCUCGGGAAGGCACAGACACCAAGAAGGUCCUGCAGUUCCCCAGUCUCCACACAACCACUAAUGUCAGUUGGUGCUAUUUAAACUACAUAAAGCCAAAUCACACCCAGCAAGCGGAUGGCCGCUCCUCGGUGUACGCCAGCUGGUGCAUCAGCCUCUACAACCCCAACCUGCCCGGGGUGUCCACCAAGGCAGCCCUGGCCCUGCUGAGGUCCAAGCAGAAGGUGAGCAAGGAGACCUACACCAUGGCCACCGCGCCGCGGCCCGAGGCGGGCAGGCUGGUCCCGGCCAGCUCCAGGAAGCCCAAAAUGACCGAGGUUCAUUUGCCUUCGCUCCUUUCUAAUGAAGGUCGAAAAGAUAUAACUAGAGCUGAGAAGGAAGAGGAGAAAAGGGGAAAAUCAGAAGAAGAGGCUCUUGUGACCAAGCGAGGGGAGCCGGUGAGGAUCAAGAUCUUUGAAGGAGGGUACAAAUCAAACGAAGAGUAUGUGUAUGUGCGAGGCCGUGGAAGAGGGAAGUAUGUUUGUGAGGAGUGUGGAAUUCGCUGCAAGAAACCCAGCAUGCUGAAGAAACACAUUCGCACGCACACAGACGUCAGGCCGUACGUCUGCAAGUUCUGUAACUUUGCUUUUAAAACCAAAGGGAAUCUGACUAAACACAUGAAGUCAAAGGCCCACAGCAAAAAAUGUCAGGAGCUGGGCGUGUUGGUAUCUUCACUGGUGGAUCUGGAAGCCGAGGAAGGAACCAGUGAAGACCUUUUCCAGGACUCUGAGGGGCGGGAGGGAUCUGAGCCCAUCGAGGAACACCAGUUUUCAGACCUCGAGGAAUCUGACGACGAUGACGACAAUGAGGAUGAGGAAGACGAGGAGGAAGAGGAGAGCCAAGAUGAGCCAGCGCUGAAGCUGCCGGAAGGCAAACACGGCACCCUCCUGCUGCACUCCUCAGGGGGCUCCCCGUCUUCUCCAGAGGAAGGCACCGAAGCAUCCACAGCUCAAGAAGCUGCUUCCAGCACCCCGAAAGCAGGGGAAGGCCAGCAGGCCUCCUCCUCCUCCUCAGGGCUGGAGACCAAGUGGUCAGCAGACAGCAGUGACAUUGCUGUGUGCCACAGCUUCCUGAGCCUCCACAGACCAGCUUUGACCUCCACCGAGCACUUGGCUCCUGCUGAGAGAGAGUCUGUCACCAGGCCACAGAUGUCCUUGGUCAUGGACCUGUCGACCUCCAAAGACACCUCCCCGAGGAAGAGGUGGUCCCCGAGCCAGGACUGUGGCAGAGGGGGUGGCAGCAGCAGACCAAUGAUAGCGAGGAAGCACUUACUGACCAAAAAUGAAACGUCCCCCAAACGCUUCUCCCCCACGGCAGAGCUGUCCUCCCUGAGGUGCCUGUCCCCAGGGAGGGGGCUGUCCCCCUGCCAGCGCCUCUCUCCCAGGAGGGAGGCGUCUCCCCUGAGAUGUGUGUCCCCAAGGCUCGAGCUGUCGCCCAGCAGGCACCUGUCCCCCCGGAGGGAGCUGUCCCCGAGGACAGCCCUCCCCCCAGACGGAGAAGUGGCCCCUGCCAGGCACUCGUCGCCCAGCAGAGAGAUGGCAUCCCUGAGGUACUUCUCCCUGAAGAAAGUCUUGUCUCCAGGCUGCUUGGAGCUGGCCAGGUAUCCGCCCCCUGGCAAAGAGGACUUGCCUGGCUCUAGCAAAUCAACAGAGGACAAAGUUCCAAGCUCAUAUCAAGCCCAGCCCGGGAUGUUCUCUUCGAUGCCUCUACCUCACAGGUUCUUUGGCAAAAACUUACAGCUCUACGAGUCCAAGCUGAAGAUGGAACCCCGCAGCCUGCCCUGCUCUCCCAGCACCCUGCCGCCCGCGUGCCCCCGGCCCCUGCAGGCCCCUCACGACCUCCACGCUCCCGGCCGAGGGGAGGAGAAUGUCUUCAGCCACCUCCCGCUGCACUCGCAGCAGCUCGCCAGGACCCCGUACCCCAUGAUCCCCAUCGGGGGCAUCCAGAUGGUGCAGGCCAGGCCCAGCUCCCACGCCAGCCUGGUGCCCGGCCCCGUGCUGUCCCUCCAAGCCGGACACUUCACCGCAGCCAGCGGUCUCGCCCAGCUCAGCCGGGCCGCCGCGAGGGAUGGGGAGCCCCGAAGCCCUCCAGAGCCGUCAUCGGCGUCCGUGUCCCCCGUGGCCAAGGUCUCCAAGUACACCCUGUCUCCGGAGCCGGCAGGCGGUGGCUUCUCGGAGGAGAAGAUGAGGACUAGCGAGCUCCAGCAGGAGCAGGAGGAGCACAGGCCCGCAGCGGAGGCCGAGCCCAGCCCGGCGGAGCGGCCACGGUCCUCGGUGUCCCCCAGCAGCCCCAGCGCCCCCCAGGAGCCCUCUGCGGAGCCCUUGGCCAGUGGGGAGGAACCCUCCAAAGCCACGGGCAAGCAGCAGUCGGGCAGCUCGAGCACCCCUUCGGAACCAGCCUGCACUUUCAUCUCAGCCGUCCCCUCGCUGGCCAGGGACAGCCCCUCAGAAGCCCCCCCUGGCCACCCCCAGGCCCUGCGCCCCAGGAACCUCUCCGGAGAGCCCGGCGGGAGCAGCCCACACCCAGAGCACUCCGAUUUAGGUCAAACUCACAAAAAGGUGGAUGAAAACGCGGGAAGUACUUAAACCUCCGCCAGCUGUUCCACCUUUAGGCUUCCUCUGUAAAAUCAACAGACAUUUUCAACACUAUUUCCUUUAGUAUAAUCAUAAGAAGCACUCUAGUGAAUGACCAAACCCAUGGAAAAUUCCUGGUUUUCUUUGUCCCAGUCUGGUAUUAUCUCCACAUGUAUGCAGUUACUUGUGCCUUUUUCUAUAACUUUUGUUGCUUGAAAUGUACAAAACUGUUUGAGGCUGUGAAUAUUUUUUUAGAGUUUUUUGGAAAGGGGGUUUGUUAGACCUUGUCUUUUUUGCCAUUUAGGUGUGCAUAAUCCUGGGCCUGAGAGAUGCAGAAAGGAAAGGGUUAAGCAUUUUAAAGAGGAAGAAGAUGCACUGAAAACAAAAGCAAAACAUAAAAAAACCCUUUUUUUAUAUUGCUUAAAUGAUUAAAAAAAAAGAAAAAAAACCCAAACCCUUGCUCCUGUGUACAGAAGUUUAUGAUUCAUAUUUAUUA